AAAGAUUUAGUAGACGAUCUAUAGUCUACUAAUCCUGAGGAUGCCCAGUUUGGGAUGCCGGGCGGUUCUUCUAAGCAACAUGGAACUAUUAUGAAAGUAUGAAAGUAAGUGGAUAAGCUUGGCGAUCAGCAAGCCUGGCCGGAAGGAGCCAAAAACAAUUCCUCUGCACCGGUACUAUUACAAAUUGAUAAGGCUCCUGCUUUAAUGAACCAUGUACAAUAUUCUCAUGAGUUGGUAAUGCAUCAACUUCAGGCCAUAUUAACAGAUAUCCCACUCUCUCAGGGUGCAUGGGCUGAUCAGCGGGUGUUGGCACACAUGAAACUCCCUACAGUUUCACUGGCUGAUAUGUAUCCUUUGGUUCACAGUCAAUCUCCAUAUCAGCAUUCUUCAUCAUUUCAUUGGAUUUGCCAGUUGCAGGUCCCUCCCCGCGUCAAAAUAUUCUGUUGGCAGCUGCGAUGGAAAAAAUUACCUACCAAGGAAUUGCUUAUUCGGUAUUCUAUCAUUCCUUCCCAUGCCUACUCAUGUGAUGUUUGCCCAAGUGUGCUUGAAGAUUGCUCUCAUGUCUUAAUUUCUUGUGCUUUGGCUAAAGAAGCAUGGUCACUUCUUGGGCAUAUGUUCCAAGUGCAGAUUUCUUUCUUGGAUUUGCUAGCCUGGUUCCAUUUUAUGGAGCAGGCUCAGAUGGAUCCAAGAUAUAAAGCGAUUGUUGCUUGCCUUGCAUGGUCAUUGUGGAUACACCGCAAUGAUUGCGUAUUUAAUCAAAUUGAAGUCUUUGCAAUCCAGGUUGUUCAGAAAGCACCAAGGGGGGGAUCAUUCAUUCACUUAUCUGUUCCUUAUGCUGAAUUGUUAGCCGCUUGGCUUGGUGUUAAGACAGCUAUGCUGGACCUUCAUAUUACUAAAUUUAUAUUGGAAGGUGACUCGAUCACUGUCAUUAAUUGGCUUAAAUCUCAGCAUAGAUCAUCUGCACGGCACAUUCCAUUCUUCCAAGAUCUUCAAAUGUGGUUACAUUCUACUACAUAUGUUACAAUUUUGCAUGUAUUUGAGAAGUCAAUCAACUCGCAGAUCAUAUGGCUGCGGAUGCAUUGCAGGGAGUUUUUAUAGACCUUGGAUGUUGACCUGGAUGUUAAAACCAAAUUAAUCCUUAAUGCUGAUGCCUAUGGAGUACAGUAUCAUCGGCCAUAGUUCAUUUCAUCUCCUUUUCUUCACUUGUAUUGUUGGUCUAUGCUUUAUGUGCCUGAAAUUGGUAAAAAAGGCUCAAUUUUUAUGCUACCUUAACAUUUUAUUUGAAUGUUUCUUCAGCGGAAGAAUGAGCAAGUCUUGGUUACUACCAUUAUUAUCCCUUUUUGAAGCUGUUUCAUUGUAUCAAUUUUAUUCAACUGUCAAUCUGUCACUCAUACCCUGCUGGUUAUUUUGCUCUUUCCACUGAGCACAGUUUGCAAGCUAUGGUCUCAAAAUAUGCCAGAGAAAAC
This is a messenger RNA of Elaeis guineensis (African oil palm), 1466 nucleotides long. NCBI's taxonomy places the organism in Eukaryota, Viridiplantae, Streptophyta, Magnoliopsida, Arecales, Arecaceae. The record is from RefSeq and is a predicted model, not a curated record.